CGCUUCAGCUUCAUCAUCACCACCACCACCAUCAUCAUCAUCGCCCUCAGCAACAGCAGCUUCAGCUUCAGCAGCAGCCAGAAGCAGCAGCAGCAGCAGCAGCAGCAGCGUCCAUCGGCAGCGUGGAGAACAAAUAAGCUGCACGCAUCUUCAGGAGGCGCUCCACUCGAAGGGGAAGAUGGGGAAAUGGCAAUUGACCAAAUGUGAGGAGCAAGAAAUCAACAGACGUCUUCAUUUAUGAUACAAAACCGGAUUUAUGCACCAAUAGGAACUAUUCAAAGAACAAAAGAUUACCCCAUCAUAAGGAAACAUGGAUGUAUCUUCAUCCUCGCUGCAGUACGGAUCAAAAAAGCGGGUUAAGAUCCACCCGAACACAGUGACAGUGAAAUACGCCACACACUUCCCCCAGCCUGGCGAUGAAGGGUAUGAUGAUGCACCCUCUUUCGAGGAGUUUGGCGCCUUCGCGGAAGCUAAUGUGGGAAAGAGACUGGUGUCAGACAGCAAAGGUAGCAGGACUUUGUUUGGAACCAUGGAGACCCAGCCGAAGCAGCCAACUGUGCAAAGAGACAAGGGGGUCGGGGGCCAGCUGGCCAGCUUCGGAGAGGCGAAUGUGUUGGCCUCCAGGGUGACCUGGAUGGCCUUGUUUGGGGCAGCAGUGGCUCAUGGUUGUGUGGCACUGAUUACUCGUUUAGCAGCCGACCGCUCUAAAGUGCCCUCCCUCGAGCUGCUCUUCAUCCGCUCCGUGAUCCAAGUGCUGUCCAUCCUGGUGGUCUUCUACUACCAUGAGGCCCCCUUUGGCCCUAAGGGCUACCGGUUGCGUCUCUUCUUCUACGGUGUGUGCAAUGUAAUCUCAAUCACCUGCGCCUACACCUCUUUUGCUAUAGUACCGCCCAGUAAUGGCACCAUCAUGUGGCGUGCAUCCACCACAGUCUUCAGUGCAAUUCUGGCCUUCCUGUUGCUGGAUGAGAGGCUGGGCUACACAGAUGUGGUCACAGUUGUGGGAAGCGUGUUCGGCCUGUGCCUGGUCAUGGUGCCAAACGUCGCAGAUGAGGAGAAGUCUCGGCUGGGGUUUUGGAAGGAGGCUUUUGGCUACACAAUGACAGUGAUGGCCGGCUUGACCGCUGCCCUCUCCAUGAUCGUCUACAGGGCCAUUAAGGAGCGCGUCAGCAUGUGGACGGCACUCUUUACCUUCGGCUGGACGGGCACGGUGUGGGGUGCCUCCACCAUGUUUGUCAUGCAGGAGCCCAUCAUUCCUCUGGAUGCGGAGACCUGGGGCUAUUUAAUUGGGAUCUGUAUCUGUUCCACCGUGGCAUUCCUCGGAGUCUACUAUGCUCUAAACAAGUUUCAUCCAGCCUUAGUUAGUACAGUGCAGCACCUUGAGAUCGUGGUUGCCAUGUUCCUCCAGCUCAUUGUUCUGAGGAUGAUCCCGUCUGUCUACGACGUCAUCGGAGGCCUGGUCAUCAUGAUCAGUGUGUUCACUCUGACAGGAGUCAAGCUGUAUAGGGUGAGCAGGGCCAUUCGGCAGGAUUAUCAAGAGAUCCUAGACUCGCCCAUCAAAUGAGUUUUGAGAUGUCAGUCUAUUUGUUUACAAUGUUGCUUGGUUGUGCAAUUUAAAGAAUGUCUGGAUCUUCAUCUGAUGAUUUUGUAUUGUUGUGUUGUUGGAAGGGUGCCAGUUGUGUAACUAAUGUCUUAAUAUUUGUGUGUGAAAUAAAAGACAAAUGUAAUAUGGUGACUUUGUCCCCCUGAUAGUACUGCUUUAAUGUCGAAUAGUGUCAAAGACCAAAUGUCAGCAAAAAAAACGAUUUAAUUUUCUGUAAUUUAUUUUUGAUUCAACAUUUUAAACCAUAUUGAAUCUGGUCUUGUGAGUGGCAGUGUAAGAUGAUCAUUUUAAUGACAUGCACCUUUUACAUUACUAACAUCAACAAGGUGUUGUCUGUUGUCACACUGCCACAGUUGUCACACUGUGUAAAUGUCAGCCCAGGAAUCAUUCAUACUACAUACAAGGAAUGAAAGAAUAAAAAUAAAUACCACCCACGUUUCAUAAAAUAA
Messenger RNA from Centropristis striata (black sea bass), 2049 nucleotides. It is a transcript of the gene slc35g2b, whose product is annotated as solute carrier family 35 member G2b. Gene Ontology annotation, cellular component: membrane. The transcript has 2 exons. The record is from RefSeq and is a predicted model, not a curated record. Bases 311 to 1561 code for a protein of 416 amino acids. Lineage: Eukaryota; Metazoa; Chordata; Actinopteri; Perciformes; Serranidae.